Entamoeba nuttalli P19 is the source of this 726-nucleotide messenger RNA. RefSeq names its product Sel1 repeat-containing protein. Gene Ontology annotation, molecular function: protein binding. NCBI's taxonomy places the organism in Eukaryota, Evosea, Mastigamoebida, Endamoebidae. The transcript has a single exon. Bases 1 to 726 code for a protein of 241 amino acids. The record is from RefSeq and is a predicted model, not a curated record.
AUGUCUGCAGAACAAGAAAAUACCAUUGCACAAUUUAAACUUGGUGAAUGUUAUUUACAUGGAAAAGGAGUUCCAAAAAACUCUUCAAAAGGAUUUAAAUGGCUGUUAAAAGCUGCUACAAAAGGAUAUGCUGAAGCACAAUUAUUAGUUUCAACUUGUUAUUUUUCAGCAGAUGGUGUAAAAAAAUCUUCAAAAUUGGGUUUUGGAUGGUUGUUAAAAGCCGCACAACAAGGAAAUGUUAAAGGAAUGAAUGGUGUUGCAUUAUGCUAUUUAAAUGGACUUGGAACUGUAUCUAAUUUAGACGAAGCAACACAUUGGUUUGAAAAAGCAGUAGAAAAAGGAAAUAAAGGAUCACUCAUCUCCCUAGGUGAAUGUUAUAUAAAAAGAGAUCAAAUGGAAUUAGCAUUUAAAAUAUUUAAAAUUGCUGCAGAUAAUAAUAAUGUAAAAGCACAACUAUUUGUUGCUAAUAUGUUAUUAAAUGGAGAAGGAGUUGAAUGUAAUGAAGAAGAAGCAAUUCAUUAUUUAGAAAAAGCAGCAGAAUUAGGUUCAAAAGAUGCUGUAAACAAAUUAGCUGAACUACAAGAAAAUCAUAAAAAAGUUGAUGAUUAUAUUAAUUCAAUGAAAAAUAAAUCUGGGAUAUUACCUAACUUAGGAAUAGUCUUUUGGAUUAUUUGUAUAUUAGUUGCUCUUGGUGGUGUUUAUUUAUAUCAAAUAUCUAACAACUAA